Peromyscus leucopus (white-footed mouse) is the source of this 359-nucleotide messenger RNA. Its product is annotated as 41 kDa spicule matrix protein-like. The coding region runs from base 111 to 359 and encodes 82 amino acids. The transcript is spliced from 9 exons. Lineage: Eukaryota; Metazoa; Chordata; Mammalia; Rodentia; Cricetidae. The record is from RefSeq and is a predicted model, not a curated record.
CAGGCUUUGGGGGAGUUGGAAAACCCCAGAAACCAGGCCUUGGGAAUGGAAAUGGACUGGAAGCUGGGACCUUCCCAGGAACUGGAGCCCAGCCAGGCCUUGGAGAAGGAAUGAGACCCCAGAAGCCAGACUAUGGAGGUGUGAAGGCCCAGAAGCCAGGAUUCAGGAAUGGGAACGGACUUGGCCUGGGAGCCCAGCCAGGUCUCUCAGCUCAGAAUGGCCAUGGACCAGGCAUCAGAGGGGGCAUGAAACCUCCAAAGCCAGGGUUUGGCAAUGGGCACGGAAUAGGAGCUGCAGCCCAGCCAGGGUUUGGGAAUGGGAAUGGACUGAGAGCCCAGCCAGGUGAGAGAAGGACCUGA